Messenger RNA from Mollisia scopiformis, 1170 nucleotides. RefSeq lists its product as uncharacterized. Bases 1 to 1170 code for a protein of 389 amino acids. The transcript is spliced from 5 exons. Lineage: Eukaryota; Fungi; Ascomycota; Leotiomycetes; Helotiales; Mollisiaceae. The record is from RefSeq and is a predicted model, not a curated record. Gene Ontology annotation, molecular function: arylformamidase activity.
AUGCCUCCGUCAGCAAUCGAAACCAAUGCUACUUGCUUCCCACUUAGCUCCAGAUUGACACCACCAAAAGAUAUUGAAACAGAAAACCGUUUAUCCGGCAGUAUCCCGAAGAGUGAAGAGGUUCCCGUUUCGGUUGUUGAUCAAUCUUCAGGAAGGCAAGAACAUGAUAUUGGGAGACUGCCGGAGCGAAAAAUUGUGAAUGGAACAUCAAGACAUCCAGCCUUCGAAGACUUACCAUACGGAUCCAAAACAGAUCCAAAAGCCUCCGCAUGGGGUCUUUGGGGGCCUACUGACGAGCUUGGUACAUCGAAUUACUUGACUCCGGAGAUCAUAAGUCAUGCGUCAAAGGAGAUCCAGACAGGUGUCGUGGUUCCUCUCAAUCUUCCUCUCGACUGCCCAAUUGUACCCAUGAAUCCGAGAAGAGCUCCAUGUGAACAUGAGAUUCUAGCAAAAGGCUAUGCGAACGAUGACAAGAUUGAACUGAAUACUCAAAGUUCCUCGCACUGGGACGGUCUCCGACAUUAUCCAUACCAGGAUGAAGUCAAUCCAAGAUACUACAACGGCGCUUCUCAAGCCGAUAUCAGUGGACCGGCUGCGAAUAAUAGAAUUGGAAUUCACAAUGCCGCACAGCACGGUAUAGUGGGACGUGGCGUCUUGCUUGACUGGCGCACAUACGCUAUUCAGAACAACAUCAAAUACUCUCCAUUCGAAAGCCAUCCUAUUCCGUUGUCUGAGCUUCUCACAGUAGCAGAAGAGCAAAAGGUCAUAUUCGAGCACGGGGAUAUCCUUCUCAUCCGAUCUGGUUGGACAGAAGAAUAUUUGAAGCUUUCACCUGAAGAGCAGCGCCAGCUAAGUAGUCGAGAGAAGCGCGAAUUCGUCGGUGUCGAUGCAUCACGGGAGAUGAUAAAGUGGCAUUGGGAUAACGGGUUCUCAGCCGUUGCAGGUGACACAAAUGCUUAUGAAGUAUGGCCACCGACAAAGCCUUGGGGUGUGGCCUGUCAUGAAGUGUUCUUGAGCGGAUGGGGCAUGCCUAUUGGUGAAGUUUGGGAUCUGGAGGCUUUGGCAGUGAAGUGCAAGGAGGUCUCUCGAUGGACGUUCUUUUUAACGAGCAUGCCGUUAAAUCUGAAAGGAGGAGUAGCGAGUCCUGCAAACGUUAUGGCCAUAUUUUAG